CUAAAAUAUGUUUGUGUUAAUUAUGAAUUAAAGCUGUUUUGAAUAUCAAAUAAAACUCUUAUACAAUGAAAUGUAAUAUUCGAGAGCUGUCUCUUUUAAGUGACAGACCUUGUGUUAUGGAAGGAAGACUAAAUUAUAAAAAAGUAACAGGCAAUUACCGAAAUCAGACAGUUUUCAAAGAACGGUGGUUUAGAUUAAUAAAUAAUUACUUAUUUUAUUUCAAAAUAAGUGAAAUGGGGAAAUUUGACACCAAACAGCCAGCUGGUGUAUUUGUUAUGGAAAAUUCUUCAGUACAAAUGGAACAUGGACACCAUAUUUCUUUUUCUUUCUCUAUUUCCUUUAUAGAUGAACCUGAAAAACGGCAUAUAUUUGCUGCUCGAAGUGAAGAUAAUGUGGUACAGUGGGUUUUGAAGCUAAGACAGUGUUCAUAUGAGUACUUAAGAAACCAAUUGCAUGCCCUUCAGUCUAAGAUAUACUCCAUUACUGGCAAAGACCCAUUGUUGCUGGUACCACGUAAUGAUGGUGCAUGUUUGUGGGCACCAUCUAUACCCUUUUCAACAGCUCCAGCAUGCACAGUCAACACAAGCUCAUUCAGCUGUCACCUCCAUACCAAUGGAGCUUUUACACUUGAGAGAAGCAAGUCAGAUGUUCAAGCUCACAAACACUUGAGGUCAGAAUAUCAGAACACAACUACAUUUUACACUGAUAGCAUAAGGAAGGAAGAAAACCAAAGCUAUUCAUUGGAAAAAAGUAAGACAUCAGUCUUAACAGCUAGUUUGAAUCCCAUAGAUAUAUCAAUUUUUGACAAUAGACCCUUAUAUUCAAGAGCUGCUCCUAGCCCACCUGUACGAACAAAGUUGUCACCAAACAACAAACGUGUUGAAGCAAGUAAAGACUUCAAAAUGUUUGCAGAGCAAGGAAAGACUUUAGCCCAAAGUAGCAUUUUAGAUCCUGCUCCAAUUCCUCCUAGGAGAAAAAUAUUACCUAAACAAUCUAAUACGAAUUCAGAAAGCAAUACAAAUAACAACAGUAGAGACUCCUUAGAUGUAUCAAAUGAAGAUUUAAUUAAAUUUUGAUUGUCUUUAAAGUUUACAAUGACGUUCAAAAUGAAUUCACCAGCCUAAUUUUUUUUUACUUUGAUCACCCACCAAGUAUUAUAAUUUAAUCUUCACUAACAACAAACAGUAACUUUAAUGAUAAAUAUGUACAUUUUAUGAAAUUCUAAGUGUAAAAGGUACUGCUACAUUAUUAUUCUCUUAUAGUUGUAGGUAAUAGGAUGCAUUGCUUUAAAACUACUAGUCAAGAGUAAAGUUAAUCUCAGUGACUUUUAUAUGCUUUUUGUAUGUUUAUAGUAUGGAAUGAGCAUUAGAUCUAGGAUUUGUAAAUGUAGGUUUUCAUUGGUUUUCAAUAGUUAAUUGGUGCCAAAAGUAGUUGUCAAUUGUUUUCUUUUACUACCCCACAUCACAUAUGUAUUGAGGUCUCAUGCAUGGAUGCAUCUCAUACAUAUAAAAUACAGUGUAUUUAUAAUCUAUUAUGUGUAAAUUUAUGGUUAUUAGCUCCCAUGUAAAACAGACCAAUUCGGAUAUACAUUUUCUUUUUUGCUAUUAAGCUGUGUUUAAAUGUUGCUAAUUUUAUUCACUCCCAUAUUGAGUAAUUAUUAAUACAUAUUAUAUUUAUCCUAGAGUAGUUGUGAAUAUAUUUUUUUAUU
Pieris brassicae (large cabbage white) is the source of this 1708-nucleotide messenger RNA. RefSeq lists its product as uncharacterized. Gene Ontology annotation, biological process: retrograde transport, endosome to Golgi; receptor recycling; endosome organization. Gene Ontology annotation, cellular component: recycling endosome; trans-Golgi network; early endosome. Bases 66 to 1076 code for a protein of 336 amino acids. The record is from RefSeq and is a predicted model, not a curated record. NCBI's taxonomy places the organism in Eukaryota, Metazoa, Arthropoda, Insecta, Lepidoptera, Pieridae. The transcript is spliced from 5 exons.